Phalaenopsis equestris is the source of this 1119-nucleotide messenger RNA. Its product is annotated as extradiol ring-cleavage dioxygenase-like. Gene Ontology annotation, molecular function: ferrous iron binding; zinc ion binding; oxidoreductase activity, acting on single donors with incorporation of molecular oxygen. The coding region runs from base 109 to 897 and encodes 262 amino acids. The record is from RefSeq and is a predicted model, not a curated record. The transcript is spliced from 3 exons. Lineage: Eukaryota; Viridiplantae; Streptophyta; Magnoliopsida; Asparagales; Orchidaceae.
UCCACCUACCUUCAGACAACAAGGAAAGAGAAACAUAUCUCAACAACCCCCAAUCUUCGUUCUCUCGUAUCGCUCGCGAUUUCCUUCUCCAAAUCUCUAGUUCUUCUGAUGGAUACCUUUUUCAUCAGCCACGGAUCUCCGACUCUAUCGAUCGAUAAGAGAAUGCCGGCGAGACAUUUUCUCGAGUCAUGGAGAGCUAAGCUUUUCCCGACGGAUCCUAAGGCGAUUCUGAUGGUUUCAGCACACUGGGACACGCCGGCACUCGCCGUCAACACAAUCCAUGCCCGGAAUGAUACCAUCUACGAUUUCUACGGUUUCCCUAAACCUAUGUACGAGAUCAAAUAUCCUGCACCAGGUGCACCAGAACUAGCCAAGAAAGUAAAAGGUUUGCUUCAAAGUGCUGGAUUUGGCAGUGUGCAGGAGGACAAGAAACGCGGGCUUGACCAUGGAGCCUGGGUUCCAUUAAUGUUUAUGUAUCCAGAAGCCAACAUACCAGUGUGCCAACUUUCCAUUCAAUCUGAGAAGGAUGGAACAUUUCAUUACAAUAUAGGGAAGGCAUUGGCUCCUCUCCGAGAGGAGGGUGUUCUAAUUAUUGGAUCUGGAAGUGCCACACAUAACCUUCGGUUGCUCGGUCCUGAUGAUGUGCCACCGCCCAAUUGGGCUGCAGAGUUUGAUAAAUGGCUUUCAAAAUCUCUCCUUGAUGGAAGACAUGAAGAUGUGAAACACUAUGAUAAGAAGGCUCCAAGUGCUAAAAUUUCGCAUCCAUGGCCGGACCACCUUUUUCCCUUACAUGUUGCUCUUGGAGCUGCUGGGGAGAACGCCAAGGCGGAGCUCAUCCAUCAAAGCUGGAGCAAUUCGUCGCUCUCUUACUCCUCUUACAGGUUCCAUACCACAUAGAAAAUGGAUUUAUUUGCUCAAUUGUGUGCUUUAUAUGGGGAUUUUAUGAGUUAUCUUAUUUCUGUGGGUUAGUUAUGAUAAGAUUAUGAGCUGUAUGUGUGAGUUUGAUUAAACAUAGUUGUCAUUAAAGCCAUGUGUUGUGUGAGCUAAGGCUAUCAGUGCUCAUGUAAAUUUACUCCAAUCAAAUGAUCAAUAUUGCCAACAUUACUAAAUAGAUACUAC